Sus scrofa (pig) is the source of this 14660-nucleotide messenger RNA. Lineage: Eukaryota; Metazoa; Chordata; Mammalia; Artiodactyla; Suidae. The record is from RefSeq and is a predicted model, not a curated record.
GAUUCAGUUAUUCAUAUAUACACAUCCAUUUUUUUCAUAUUCUUUUCCUGUAUAGAUUAUCACAGAAUAUUGGGCAGAGUUUCCUGUGCUAUACAGCAAUUUCUUGUUGGUCAGUCAUUCCAUAUAUAGCACAGUGAGCAUAUACCAGUCUCAAACCCCUAGUCCAUCCCUCCCCCAACCUGUCCCCUUUGGUAACCAUAAAUUGCUAAUGAUGACUUUUUUAAAAGUUAAAUGGUUGAGAAAAAUCGAAAGAAAAAUACUUUAUAAUAGAUGAAAAUGAUAAAAAAUCCAAUUUCACAGUCUAUAAAUAAAGUUUUAUUGAAACACAGCUACAUAUACUCACUUGUUUAUGUAUUGUUUAUGCACAAAAAAGCCAGAAUUGAGUAGUUGUUACAUAGGCUGGAUGGUCCCACAGAAUCUAAAAUAUGUAGUAUUUGGAUCUUUAUAGCCAGAGUGCCAGGCCCUGUUAUAAAACAUCAAGAUUAGCUUAUGUGUUGGAGUACUAUGGCAAUUUAUGGAUUUUUUGCUUACUAAAAUCUCUAGCUGAUUACUACCACAUUUAUUGAAAGAUUCUCCACUGUUUUUUGCCUCUAGGACAACCCACAAUAGUUCAUUCAUGACUGCUUUUCAUGACUUCCUUUGCUUAUUUUCCAGUGGUUCCUUUUGCCAGAUAGAUGAACAGACCAAAACCACACAGGAAGGUCUGUGGCUUUUCUAAAGAAGCUUUCUACAGAUGAAUGUGUUUGGCUUGGGUACCUCUCUAGUUGUUGUAGAAACCUGGAUUUUGCUUUGGUCUUUACACUAGAGCUUUGAUUCAGAUACAUAUAAUAUGAUCCUCACUUUCCAAGUUAAAAUGAACAAACACAAUUAUUGUUAGAUCCAUGCUUGUGUGAGGAAAAUCUUAAUCUUUCAUAUUUUUGCCAGGCAUUUUAAUAAUGCUAGUUAUGUUUCUCAUGACUUUUAAUUUUAUAUCAAAGUUAGCUGAUGUAUAUUCUUUAUUGGUUAGCCUUAAAUAUUUAAACCAAUGUCUCUUUUUACAUUAAUCUUUUUGAUAGAAUAAACACAUCAGUGCUGUUCUAUCUCUUAUAAAAGUUAUUUCCCCCAUCUUUGCAGCUGUGGUUACUUGAUGUCAGUUCACUUGGGGCUUGUAUAAGAAGGGGGUGGCCCUACUACUUUGUAAGAAGUCCUAGCCUUGCAGCCACUGAGAGCUUUGGGUCCUGCCGCCAUUGCCACCAUUCUUUUCAAGCAUAGCAAACAGGUGUUUUCUAUCUAGAAAUCAGCUUUCUCUGAGAGUUUGGAUUUAAGUAAAGCAGAUCUUCUAUCCUGUUUCACCUUGCCUUUGGUCAUGGUUGAGCUUUUGUGCAUGGUGAGGAUGAUUUUUAACUUUGCCUUGGAAAAUGUAUAGCAUGGUUCUGGGUCAUGGUAUUGAGCUGAACAGUUGCCUUCUUAUAUCAUAGACCUGUUUUGUUACCUUGAUGCUUCUCUGUUAGCUUACUUAAAAGUUUUGGGCUCAUGCUGUUAGAGACUUCUUUGGGCAGAGAACCCUUUUUGCAGUGGAGUGGUCUCACAUAAUGGAAUAGGUCAUAGGGUAAUUGUGCAGUUCUGUAAGCAAAGCCAAUGAAGGUGGAAGGAAUGUGAAAAAGAAAUAGGCAGAGGCAGGCUGGAGUAGGUGGUAAGAAGCAUGGGAGAGCAGCAACUUGACUUCUUUAGUAAGACUGAGAGUAAAGGGAAGUUAUUCUGACUGAGAGUAAACUGACUCAUUAAGACAUUUGGACUUAACUGACUUGUUGGUGAGGAAGGUGAGAAUAGAAACUGGAGGGAAAACUCCAUAUUAUCAUUUCUGAAAUAACAGGAUGAGGUUUUUUUUUUGUUUUUUGUUUUUUGCCAUUUCUUGGGCCACUCCCACGGCAUAUGGAGGCUCCCAGGUUAGGGGUCCAAUUGGAGCUGUAGCUGUCAGCCUACGCCAGAGCCACAGCAACUUGGGAUCCGAGCCGCGUCUGCGACCUACACCACAGCUCACGGCAACGCCAGAUCGUUAACCUACUGAGCAAGGGCAGGGAUUGAACCCACAGCAUCAUGGUUCCUAGUCGGACUCAUUAACCACUGCGCCACGACGGGAACUCAAGGAUGAGCUUUUUUUUUUUUUUUUUUUUGUCUUUUGUCUUUUUUUGUUGUUGUUGUUGCUAUUUCUUGGGCCGCUCCCGCGGCAUAUGGAGGUUCCCUGGCUAGGGGUUGAAUCGGAGCUGUAGCCACCGGCCUACGCCAGAGCCACAGCAACGCGGGAUCCGAGCCGCGUCUGCAACCUACACCACAGCUCACGGCAACGCCGGAUCGUUAACCCACUGAGCAAGGGCAGGGAUCGAACCCGCAACCUCAUGGUUCCUAGUCGGAUUCGUUAACCACUGCGCCACGACGGGAACUCAAGGAUGAGCUUUUAUAAUCUAACCCUGGGUCAGGGUUUUAAAAUGUUCAAUAACUGGGUUAUUGUAUGGGUCGGAAAUACGUAUUAUGGUAAAUGGUUUCAGGUUUAAGAGGAAAGGGUGAAAUGGGAGCUAAGUUCGUUCUCCUUCUCUGAGGAGGGUGAAGGGCUGUGGACACACCCAGCAGGAACUACUCUAGGUAGCAUAGCCAUGACAGGGAAAGAGAAGAGAUCUAUCUCAGUCCCUGAGCUGUCAUCUGCAGAAAACUUGGCACUCCCGGUCCAGGCUAUCUCAAUCAUGUUUUGAAAGGAGGGGUCACCUUCAGAAGCUUUAUAGCUGGCACUCAGGCCUUGUUGACCUAAGAGGUGGAACCCACCAGGCCAUGAAGCAUCCAGUAGGAAGGGCCUCCAACAGUUAUUUCUCUUGUGUUUUAUGAGUGUUUGUCUGUUCACCCCUAGGCUGAGUUAAUGGGGCCUAUCUCGAGAGGAACAGUGCUUGAGCAGUUGGAGGAAUCAGCCAUUCAAUGUAAAUGCACUGGAUUUGGACAAUACAUGCUGACUCCCUGGUUUCCCACCCUUGAGGUGGGACUGUUCCCAAAGCCCUAGGAUGAAAGAGGGGAUGGUGUGGGCUAGAGAAACAAGAAGAGCUACCUUCUGGGAGUUACAUGAGUUUUCUCAGGCAGCUGUAACUGGUUUAAAGUAGGAUCCUAGAUCCUUAGAGUUGGACUGGAUUUUGGGAAUCAUCCAAUUCAUCCUCCUCAUUUUGCUGGUCCAGGACUUAUCCCAGACUAGAAAGGUAAUGAGCGGCAGUGUUGAGGCUAGACCCCAGAUCUGUUGAUUCAAUAACUAUGCCUCUUCUGGCUUGGACUGUGAAGGGGUAAAUUGUAACAUGGAUCUGGGAUGGGAUUUGGGGGUGCAUUGUGGCCUCCUCAUAAGUCAGUAAGUUGCACUUAGGACAGUAGUCCCUUGGCCAUAGGCUAGAACAGGUGACCUACAAAGAACCUCUGACUCUGUGACUUGCAACUGUGUGUUGAAGAGGACUGUGAUGUGAUUAUUUCUUUGUCUGAGGGGUGCACCUGGGUAUACUAGUGAGUCUUCUUUGCUGAGGGUAGAUGGGGCUAGAGAAGAUUUUUGGGGAGGAAGGCAGCGGGAUCUAGUUGAAGAUGUAUUCAUCCUGAAGCUGCAGUCAGAAGAACCUGCUCAGACUCUUUUAGAGGCCAGACAAGUAGUUAUCUACUGUGGCAUUUGGAAACUGGAAAGUAGAGAUGGAGGGCCUCAGUGGUUGCUGGGAGGGUGGGGGUAGUACAUAGUACAGGUCCUUUUAUGGUUAUAGCAUUCUGCACUUGAGUACUUAUUUCUGCUUAACUGACUAGUGCAACUCUCAUUUUAAGCUAGCACAAUAACUCUACACACUAUCCCUUUCAUUUAUUUAUCUUUUUAAUUUUUCCAUAUGUUGGGUUUGAACAUACACUAUAAAAAGAAUUUUUUUAAACUCUGACUGAAAUAUUUGGCAAACUGCAGGGUUGGUUUUAUUGGAAAAAAUGAACCCAGUUUUUGGAAAUGAUUUUUCUUGUUCUACUUGCAUUUGCUCUAUGGAGGUGGUUUGUGUAGUGGUUAAUAAGCAUAAGGACUCUGAGUGAAGUUACUUGGGUUGAAUCCUGGCUCUUUUAUGUAUAGUGUGUGAUUUUAUUUAAAUUAUUACCCUCCAUGCCUCAGUUUAAAAUAAGGAUAAUAACUCACAGAGUUGUUGUGAGGGUUAAAUAAGUUAAUACAUGAGUUAGAACAAUGCCCAGUCUACAUUAACUGAUGUUUACAAAUUAGCUGUUAUCACGUCCCAAGCGGUUGAUCUAAGCCAUUUAUCAUACAACUUAUAAGGUAGUUGAGGCUCAGAUGGUUUUAAAAACUUAAGAUCAUCCAGCUAAGAAGUGGCUAAGGUAUGUCUUAAACCUGCUUUAUCUGAUGCAAGGCCUAACUCUCAACCACUCUUUCUGAGGUGUGCUAGAUCAGCUAACUAUAGAUUGUAGGUUUUAUAGCUAUCUACCCAUCUACCCAACUAUACAUAUAUCUUCUAUUUACAAAUUUGGAUUUUUCUUUAUGUUCUCAUUUUACUAAUAAAUACAUUUCCUUAAAAAUAUCUGUGACUUAAGAAUUAUAAAAUAUACAAGAUAAAAAUUUUUUAAAUUGCUCUUAAAAUAAUGUUACUCAAAUAUUAGAUAAGAACUGUAAAAAUCCAUGGUAACAGUUAUAAAUUGUGAAAGGCUAAAAUGUCAUUUCAUGUGACAUCUGAUAAUGGCUAUCUGGGUUUCCACACACUGGUAAGUUGUGUGGAAAUUAAGACAGUUAUUAUUAAGCACUUUAAGCCUAUCAUUUUAAAACAAUCAUGGCAUUAAUGUUUUAACCAUUUGCACAUUUUAAUUACCAGGAAGAAACUAUAUCACAUUUUUAUAGCUGAUAGAAAGCUCCCCAGUCCCUACCCUAGAUUGAAAUAAAGAGAAUUAAGGCCUGAGAAGUCAGACAGGGCUGCUUAGCAACAGUGACAGGUGAGGUUGAUGAGAAUUAACAGCUUUUGACUGUUAGCAGAAUGGUGGUGUAAUGAGAUCGGCUUAUGGUAAUAAAGCAUUGACUAGCUGGCUGAAUGAAAUGAUGCUUUCUCAUUUAUUUCAUAAAAUUAUUAAUGUAAUAUUUAGCUCAGAAUGUUUAGAUUUCUGUAAUAUUCAUACUUUUGAUAUUUUAUUAAAAUAUAAAUAUUUUAAAUAUUCUAUAAAAUUUUAUUUUAUAGACUCAUAUUGUGUAUUGUCAGCUUUGUAAUUAUCUUAUGGAGAAACUUAUUCACUGGAAAGGAAAGUAGCAGAAUAAAAGCAAAACAAAACAUCCCACUACUCUAGUAAAACCACUCGAAACAACCAAUUUCUUAUCUUUCUCAAAAUAGCUGCAAUUUAGGGAAAUAUUAAUCUGUCUCUAAAUUGAAAAUUGUCCAACCAUCCAGGUUACUCAGAAAAAAAAAAGCUGUUUAAAAAUUUUAAUAAAUUUUAAUGGCAAUUAAGCCAUUUCUAUCUUGUCUCUGGCAAGGUGUAAAGAAUUGUUGUAUGAAGCAGCCAUUAUUAGGGUUUCUUUAAAGUUUUAGCCAGGGCAGAGUGAAGAUCAAAACAAUUGGCAGUGAAGGAAAAGAUGGCUCAGGGCAUGUGGCAAUAUGACAUUAAAGAUUACAUCAGAUACAGUCUGUCUUCGGAAUGACCAUAUGUCCUUUCCAUCUGAUGUCUGUUUCAGGACUCAAAGAAAUGAAUUAAAGGUUUUGGAUAUGCUUUAAAAGAGUGUUCCUUCAUCACCUGUAUUAGGUUUGUUUACAAAUCAGAUAUGUUUCAAAUGGAUCAAAUGUGCAUAAUAACAAAAUUGUAUUUUUCCUAAAAAUUUGGACGUUGAUUCCUUUUAGGUUCUGUGGGUUUGUAACAUUGAGUCCUAGGAUGAAGUAUAGAUAUUUUGUGUUCUUUUCACUUAGAGAAAGAAGAGAAUUUUUUCCCCUGGUUUUAAGCUAAAUACAGGAAUGAAAUGGAAAGAAAUAAUAGAAGAAAGACUUUUGUAGGGAUGACUUUUAAAGAAAAGGCAAGAAUUCCCUUGUAAUUAAGGAUCUGGUGUUGUUACUGUAGCAGCCUGAGUCGCUUCUUCUGUGGUACAGGUUUUAUCCCUGUCCUAGGAACUUCCAUGUGCCACAGGGAAGGCCAAAAAAAAAAAAAAAAAACCAAAAACCAAAAACAGGCAAAGGAGACCAUGGCCGUUGCAACUUGAAUCGAGAUAAGCAGAAGUAUGUGUGUGCUCCACGUCACAUGGCAGGAGGCUUCCCCCAGAGCAGUCUGCCUGUCCAGGGAGCUGUUUCAUUUUGUGUCUGAUAGAGUUUUACUUUGGAAAAUCCCCAGUUCCCUGCCUAUUGCUUCAUUAUGGAUUAUACAGCAUGUUUUAUAUGUGCUAAAUUUUCUAGGAUACAAAAAAAAAAUCUGUGAAAUCUCAUCAAAAGAUGUUAUCCUACAAAUUUAUCUAAGCAUGUUUUUGAACACACUGACACCGAAGUUCUACGUGGCCCUGACAGGCACUUCCUCACUAAUAUCAGGGCUUAUUUUGAUAUUUGAAUGGUGGUAUUUUCGCAAGUAUGGGACAUCAUUCAUUGAACAAGUCUCAGUGAGCCACUUGCGCCCCCUUCUGGGAGGGGUUGACAACAACUCCUCCAACAAUUCUAACUCCAGUAAUGGGGACUCAGAUUCCAACAGGCAAAGUGUCUCAGAAUGUAAAGUGUGGCGAAAUCCACUAAAUUUAUUUAGGGGCGCUGAAUAUAAUCGGUAUACAUGGGUGACAGGACGGGAGCCUCUGACUUACUAUGACAUGAAUCUCUCUGCCCAGGACCACCAGACAUUCUUCACUUGUGACUCAGACCAUCUGCGUCCCGCAGAUGCAAUAAUGCAGAAAGCCUGGAGAGAGAGAAACCCCCAAGCUAGGAUUUCUGCAGCUCAUGAAGCCUUAGAGAUAAAUGAAAUUAGGUCCAGAGUUGAAGUUCCCCUAAUUGCUUCCUCUACCAUCUGGGAGAUAAAAUUAUUACCAAAGUGUGCAACUGCUUAUAUUCUCUUGGCGGAAGAGGAAGCAACAACAAUUGCUGAAGCAGAAAAGCUGUUUAAGCAGGCUCUGAAAGCUGGAGAUGGCUGUUACCGGCGUUCUCAGCAGCUACAGCAUCAUGGAUCCCAGUAUGAAGCCCAACAUAGACGAGACACCAACGUCUUGGUCUACAUCAAAAGAAGGCUAGCAAUGUGUGCCAGAAGACUUGGGAGGACCAGGGAAGCAGUGAAAAUGAUGAGAGAUUUAAUGAAGGAGUUCCCCCUCCUGAGCAUGUUCAACAUCCAUGAAAACCUUUUAGAAGCCCUCCUGGAACUACAAGCAUAUGCUGAUGUUCAGGCAGUCUUAGCAAAGUAUGAUGAUAUAAGCUUACCAAAGUCAGCAACAAUAUGCUACACAGCUGCCUUGCUCAAAGCAAGAGCUGUCUCUGACAAAUUCUCUCCUGAGGCUGCAUCUCGGCGGGGGCUGAGCACAGCAGAGAUGAAUGCAGUAGAGGCCAUUCAUAGAGCUGUGGAAUUCAAUCCGCAUGUGCCAAAAUAUUUACUAGAAAUGAAAAGCUUGAUCCUGCCCCCAGAACACAUCCUGAAGAGAGGGGACAGUGAAGCAAUCGCAUAUGCGUUCUUUCAUCUGGCACACUGGAAGAGGGUAGAAGGGGCUUUGAAUCUUCUGCACUGUACAUGGGAAGGCACUUUUCGGAUGAUCCCAUAUCCCUUGGAAAAGGGGCAUCUGUUUUAUCCUUACCCCAUCUGUACAGAGACGGCAGACCGUGAGCUGCUCCCGUCUUUCCAUGAAGUCUCAGUUUACCCAAAAAAGGAGCUUCCCUUCUUUAUUCUCUUUACUGCCGGAUUGUGUUCCUUCACAGCCAUGCUGGCCCUCCUGACGCAUCAGUUCCCAGAACUUAUGGGAGUCUUUGCAAAGGCUAUGAUUGACAUUUUCUGCUCGGCAGAGUUCAGGGACUGGAAUUGCAAGAGUAUUUUCAUGCGUGUUGAAGAUGAACUGGAAAUUCCACCGGCACCUCAAUCUCAACAUUUCCAAAACUGAACUCAUCAUGCUCCCCCCACACACACCAAAACUGCUCCUCCUACUGUAUUCCUGAUCUCCACCAGUGGCACUGACAUCCACACAGUUACUCAAGCCAGAAACUCUGCAGCCCUCCCAGACUCUUCGCUCUCUCACUCCUUACAUCCCAUCUGCCUCGGCUUCCACAGUCUGUGGAUCUAACCUUCUGAGCCACAAGGCAUUCAGUACAUGUAAUUCACCACUUCUUCCCCCAUGGCUCUCUCUUUUAGUUUAGAUCUUUGUGAUUUCUUGCCUGGACACCUGCAAAGAGUCUCAACUGGUCUCCUUUCUUCCAGUCUUAUCCUCUGCCAGUAUUGUAUUAAAACUGACACAAGAAUGAUCUUUCUAAAUUGCAGGUCUGAGCAUGUCACUUCUCUGCUUGAAUUUCUCCAGUAGUUUCCCACCUACUUCCGGUUAAAGUCCCUGUGUGGGAUAUGAGGUCCUUGACGCUCUGGCCCUUGCUUGCCUCUUCAGCCUCAUCUCUCUCCCAUCUCUUGCACAGACACUGCUCUUGGGCCCCAGUGAGUUACUCACGGUUCCCAGCUGCACCAGGCUCUUGUAUACCUCGGUGCCUUUGCACAUGCUGUUUGCUCUGCAUGGAGUGCCCUUCCCUGUUACCAUCAGCACUUGUCCAGGCUACUAAUGUCUCUUCACUCUUUUACACGCACUUCCUUUCUGAGUUUCUCCUGAGCUGAGUUAGAUGUCUCUCCUCUCUGAUCCACAGUAUUCCAUGCAUACCUAUAUUAUCACAUUGAUUGUACUAUAUUAUAAUUGUUAAAAACUUGUCUGAUUCCCUUUUAGAAUGUGAGCUCCUUGUGAGCAGGAGUGUAUCUUCCUCAUCUCUGUAUCCCCAAAGCUUUGCACAGUGUCUUGCACAUAGUAGGUUUUCAAUAAACGAUUAUCAAAUAAAUAAAUGGUAGUGGUUUCUGCAGAAAGAAUCAAUGUAAAAAUCAGAUACAGCUUAGCAUUUCUACCCUUCUUUUACAAUUAUAAUCAUAGAUAUUUAGACUUGAAAGGGACCUUAAACAAAUUGCCUUCAGCAAUAAUUUGAUGGAGGUUGUCUAGACUCAUCCUAAAUACUUUUAGUAAUGGGCCUUACCUAUUCAAUAUAGAAGCCCAUUUCAUUAUUGGAUCACUCAGAACGCUUCUUUAUACUAAUAAAAUCUAUCUUCCUUUAAUUUCCACUUAGGUUCCUAUUCUACUCUUCAAAACUAUGAACAACUCUGCUUCCUCUUGCAAAUUCUUGAGGCAGCUAAUACAUUCAUGGCCACCUCUCAUCUCUAACUUACUACCUUCUCUUUUCUCUAGGCAGAAUAUAAAUUUCCUUAAAUCUUCUGAACAUGAUAUGAUUUCUGAACCCAGUGCACCUAAGCUGCCUCCAUGGAUCUUCCCUAGCUUAUGGGCCUAUGCUAUUCAUUAUUUACUUCUAUUCUCAAGCCAACCUCUGAGUAAAAGUAGCUGCCGAAACUAUAAGUAGAUUAGAGAGUAAUAGAGUAAAAUUUAAAAUAAAAAUUUACUUGCAGCAUUAGAUAGUGCCAUUAGCCCAGCAUUCUUCACUGAGCUAACAAACAGCUCUUCGUGGGAAUUUGGGAUCAGGACAGUAAUUCUCAGCUUCUAGUGUGCACAGACUUCACCUGGCCCCAUCACUGCAAGAUCAGAGUCUUGAGUGUUAGCCCCCAGGAAUCUGUGCUGUAACAAGGACCUAUCCCCACAACUCCCCCCCCAUUCUCAAGAUGGUUGUUGAGGACCUCAUUUCCUUUCAACACUGAUCUCAAGAAAGCCAGUCUUUGAGCAGCCAUUUGUAGGUGUGUGCUGUGUGGUGGCGCGUCAGAGCCAUUGAGGGGACAGGUUUCUAGGAACCAGUGGUUUCACCCUGGCUGUACCUUGAAGUCAUCUAGGAAGCUUAAAAAUUGCUGACGCCUGCCCCUCCCAACGCAGGGGACUCUCACUUCAUUGGUCUGGGGUGCAGCCUGGGCAUGGAGUUUUCAUAUUCCCCCUGGGUGACUUGGGUGUCCAGCCAGGAUGAGAGCCACUGUGUUGAAGGAAGUGACUGCCUGCAACUGCGUUAAGUAGGGAGAGGAUGGAGGGACAGAGGGUAGUUCCUAGAAUAUGACUGGGUGUUCUCCACCUAAGUUUGUGUAGCCUCCAGAACAUGGCAAGAAGAUGUGUUCAUUAUGGACGGUGGACCAAGGGCCACUUUCCUCAUUGAACGCUUCCAAAGCUUUGGCUUUGAGUUAAGGACCAAAUGAUUAAAUAAAAUGUAAAUUUGCCUGUAUGUCCUCAUAUUUUAUAUUCUGCCAAGGUGUGGUAGUUUGGUCAGCUACUCAUAGUUCUCAAGUGUAGUUUAGAUAAAUAUGCUUUUAAACCCUGUCUGGAGGAUCGCAUUUGUCUUGCCCUUCAUUAAGGUUUAGCAGUUUCCAAAAUGUCUGGAGAGAUUUUGUGGGGAAGGAAGAUGGAUGGCCUGAAGGAGACAAGCCCCCUUCCCCCACCCCGCCCCCAGAGUCUUCUCCACAUUUUCACUCUUGUCACUUCAUCAGGCCCCUCCUGAAGCUCCCUCCGCAGGUUAUCACAGCCGCCCUAUAGGCUGCCUGCAACCAUUUGCAGCUUGUGAAAAUGAUUUUCUCAGCCCUCGCCUGAGAUAAUGUCCCUGGGAUAAUGACUCUCAGUAGAUGGAGAGAGAUUGCACUGCCAUCCCCCAGGCUGUGUGCAGCUUGGGAACUCUUCAGUGUGUUUACAUGUUGAUACACAGCCAGUAAGGAAGCCCACAGCCAAGUGUGAGCCACUGGAAAAUAGUAAAAUAAGAGGCUUCAACUGGCUCUCCCCGCCUAAUCUAAUCUACCUCAAUGACUUAGGACUAACUCUUCCUAGAAUGUUUGGUUACCAAGAUAAGGUUGCUCAUAUAAAUAAGCGAUGGUUCCAAAGCCAGCCCUGAGGAGAAUGUGGGAAGGUCAGCAUUCUGACCCCUUCUGUUUGAAGGGCCCUGUCUGUACUCCCCUGGUCGCUCUCUUUCCCUGAGACCCAGCCCCCUGACUUCUGACUCUCAUCUUCACUUAUAGGCCCUAACCUCUUUGAAGUCUGAUAUUGAUUACAGUGAAAUGUCAAUUGUCUGAUUGCAAUAGGGCACCUGGAACUUAUUCAGAUAAGCAGAGGCGUUUCAAAUGUUAACGAAUCAUGUUGGGAGCCAUGACCUUCUUCUAAAUAAUGGUGUCUCAGGAAAAGGAGGAUCAGGCGAUUGAAGUGUCACUCUCUCUUUUUUAUUAGUUCAGUUGCUUUUUCUCACCACAGGACACUGAUUGAAUUAUGGUGCGUUUUGGACUGUGUAUCUCUGCCCUCGGGACAGAAGUUUUGGACAUUGAGAUAGAUGAGCUGUUCCAGGGUUGCCUGGUGUUGCUCAUUCAGACUUUACAGGCAAUAAAAUUUCCCAAGUCCCUAAGUGAAACUGCUGUUUCUCUAUGUGCAUUGGUUGAGUCUUUGGUCAAAAUGUGUUGACCAAUUUUCAAACAUGUAAAGAAAUAUAAAUGAGCAUCCUAAGUAAGUAAGGCAUGUUCCGCCAAGCUUUCUUCCCAAUACCUCUUAACGAAAGCCACUGACCUGUCUGGUUACUAAAUGAAAAGGGCUUAGUGGUUUCAGAUGCCUCAUUGCUGCUUCUUGCUUGUGGGUGAGGGAUGGCAGGAGGAUGCAGGGAGAGCUGCGAAGGAGGAAGGUAGUCUGGUAAAAAGGGCGCACAUCUCCAGAGAAUUCGGUCUAUAGAGAAAGAUUCAAGGGAUUCUUUCCUCAGUUCCUCCAAGAUGGAACAUCCCAGAUAUGAGGGAGAGCAGUAAAUGAUUCCAUGCUUUGGAGGCAUUAGGACUUAAUUCUCUUGUGGAACCUGACUGAAGAUGCAGGGAGGCAGAGCCCACUGCAUCUCGCUGCACAGUACGGGGAGAAGGGCAUUUAUGGGCCUCAAACUAGGCGGGGCUCACCCGUUAACGUCCAGAGGCCUCCUUUCUAUGCUUUUUAUCCAAGUCAGGUCAGUGCGCAAAACAAAGCAAACACACAGGCCUUGAUUUUGAACUAGCUUUGUAAUAACCUCUGCUCCCCAAGCUGAGGCUUCCUGGUGCCCCUGCCAUUUAGUGCAUGACAUCCCCCAGCGCAGACUUUGAGGGAUGCCUUUCAUGUAACUGCACUGGCCCAGGCUAAUGUCUGCCACAAUGACAACUUUGGUGGCUAUAGAUCUGGUUUUGUUCAGGUCUUCAGGAUACAAUAACUUCACCAGAAAAAUCACCUUCAUCAUUGGACUCCAUCUUCCAACCCUUAGCAGGAUCCCUGGUUAACCCAGACCACAUUAGCACCUAGCUCCUCUUUAUGGAACUGAGUAUUAUAGCCCAGUGCUCUAUGUCAUGGAGCCUUGACUGUCUCUGAUUACAAACAAAUGAGCAAAUGUUAUGUAUAAAUAUUUUUAAUUCUGCAGUGUCAUUGGGUCUGUCUCUGCAAUCAGUUGACUUGUUUUGUAUCAUCCUCUCAGAACUAGGAUUUCACAAACUCUUUCAGAAGCAUCUUAGGCAGCAUCACUCAUUCCUGUGCCUAGAAUCUCCCACAGGUCCUUCCUCUGCGUUUAGCUCUAACUGAAAAGGCAGGCAGUCUAUUCUGUAGGGUGAGCAUCCUAUGUGGUACCAUGUAACCAACAAAGGAUAAUUUCAGAAGGUUGCUAGAACUUGCCCUGUCUCUAACACCCACUUGAGGAAAGAGCCACCCUACUUUCACUCAAGUACUAACACGACCUCAUUUUUUUUUACUGCAAGUCCAGCCUGGCGUCAAGGCCUUCUAGUCACUUUUGAACUCUGCCUCUCUCUCUCCAGCUAAGCUGAACUGUUUACUAAAUUCUGGUCAUACCAGCUACUUUCCCACUUCUGUUCCAGCUUUUCAUUGAGCCUGGAGGGCCCACCGGCUCAUGUUGCUUUCCUACCAUCCUCACCCCAUCUCUGCCUUUUCAUAUCCCAGCCCUCCCCUGGGGUCGAUUGCAGUUGCCUCGUUUUCAGUUUCUCCUCUUCUUUUCCACAGAAUGGCUUCUCUCCAUUUUCUGAACCUCACUGCUGCUCUGUUCAUGCUUCUAUCUUCUGCUCUGUCAUGGUCUCUCUGUUGUUAUUACUUUGCUGCGUUCAGGGCCGCGCGACUCCCUUCCCCACCCCCUCAGCUCUGAGCUUCCUGACAGUGUGAAUUUCAUUCUAGACACUUUUUUAUCUCACCCAGUAGUUAACUGCCUUGCUGAGUAAAUAUAUUCAAUUGAUGUAAAAAAUGCAACAUAGGGAAAGAUUCCAAAUGUUAUACUCUCUUGAGUUUUCUUUACACAAAGUUCACACUUGAUGGUCCUGCCAUAAUGCAUUAUAUGCCUUCCCAGCUGGCAUUCCACUGGUUCUUUAAAAAAAGACGAAAAGAAGAAGGAAAGAUUCUGAGGUCAAAUGUAUUUGGGAAACUUGUCUACCACACCCGUCCUUGGAGACCCACAAUCUGUAGAACCAUGACCAGCAGAGGAGCCUGUUUUAACUUCAUUAAAUGCAUGUCUACUCAUUUGUCUGGCCUCAGGACCACAUUCCCCAUCUGCAUAUGCACUUUCAUCCGACGCUAUACUUCAGUGGGAAGUUCUUGGUAGCAUAGACUGUGCUGUGCCCUGGACGAGGGCUUGAGACUUCCCAGCACAAGAAUCAGGUAUUGAACCUUAGCAAGACGACACACUGGUUUUGAACAGGGACCACGGAGCUCAUCCAAAACACCCUCUUGUACCUGGUGGCGUGAGGGUGUCUCUUCUGCCAGAUGCCCAAUGGCUUGUAGAAGGAGGUCAGUUCCUCAUGAGAACACGAUCAGAACGAAUUUGAGAUUCUGUUGAGUGAGCCUCAUGUGACGUACCUGGCUUUCUUAAAAGGCACAGUUCAUUAGCACUAUUGCUUCCAUGAAAAGCAGAAAGGAGUUUAGUAACCAAAUACAAGAGAUCCCGAAGUUCUCCUCUGAGCAGCACCUCUUUCACAAGGACGAGUCAUCCAUGGACUGGCCAGCUUGCUGCCCUCCCCCAGCCUCCCCUGAUGCUCACGGCUAAGCGGGUAGUUGGGAAAGGAGCCUGGGCCACACAGGUGUUUGGGAGACAAUGGGAUCCCAAAGCAAUUCAUGGCCUAUUACAACAAACUUGAGUUUUUUUACUGUUGCCUUUUCCACUUCUGUACCUAACCAGGCAAGCAGGUGAAAAAGUUGCCACCCUUUUCUAACUCUUCUGCUCACUUGCCACGCCACCCAUCCGUCAGUUCCUGUGGAUGGCACUGGUCAUCUUCAUGGGCAGCUCUCAGAUCCUGAAGACGAGUUGGGAGGCCUCAGAACUGUGGGCAGCUGUCAGAGGAGAGUCAGCAAUACUUCUCCCCUCUUUUCCAGCAGAGCUGGGGGGCAGGAGCUGGAAUGUAGGUUUGUUCAUCAGCUGAUGUUUCCUAUAAACACCAAUAUGAAAUCGUGGCCUGUGGAGACUUUUGGUCAUGCAGAGACGGACGAGGCAGCAUGGGUUGGAGAGGUCCGUUUUAGAGUCUCGAGCAAGAUCUCUCCUGACUUCUGUGCUUUUCUGGUUUGU